Molecule: messenger RNA, 2247 nt
Organism: Ogataea parapolymorpha DL-1
Lineage: Eukaryota; Fungi; Ascomycota; Pichiomycetes; Pichiales; Pichiaceae
Product: Ser/Thr protein kinase involved in salt tolerance
Exons: 1
Coding region: 1-2247 (748 amino acids)
Biological process (GO): positive regulation of autophagy; TORC1 signaling; negative regulation of TORC1 signaling
Cellular component (GO): GATOR1 complex
Source: RefSeq, a predicted model, not a curated record
AUGAGCUCCCUAUUUCUUCCAAAUCCUUGUCUGCUGGGAAUCCUGCUGUCAGUUUCCACACAUGACGGGAACCAAUUGGUAUUUCAUUAUCCGCCCCAGCCCAAUGAGUACGGAUAUCGCCCGACACCGCUCGGAAACCAAGUGCUGAACACAGAAGACGACGACUACUCCAGCUCGUCCAAUGACGAAAUAGACGACGAAUUGCUGGACAUGAACUUGUACAGCAUCCAAAACGGCGAUGACGACUACAGCUUUUCUGCUGGAGGCAGCAGCCGCGGCAGUGUAGGUGCAGAGAGCAACGGCAGUGGUGUCAACGUGCUGGGUACCUCGACGAAUUCGGGAGGCAAAGGUUUGCUGGGGAUAUUGGACGAACAAGACCGCAAACGAAAGGAUAAGGAGCACAAGCGUCGCAAUCUCAUGAAAAAUAUUAUCAUGGGAGAGCAAGUUGGCCAAGCAGACACGUCAGGUAGCAACAGAAGCCCCAGUACUUCUCUUGUGAAUGGGAGCGUCUCAGACCAGGAAACAGCUGUUUGCAAAGUUGACAAGCUAUUUGGGUUUGAUGUUGAUUUUGUAAGCGAACUUGUGACGCCGCCCAAACAGCUCUGCAAUUCGCGCUUCGAGGUAUCUGUGGAGGAUAUGGCUUUUUUGGGACUUCCAAUUCAUGUCAACGAAGACGGAAAUUGGAGAGUCUCCAGCCACGCUAAAUCGCGUAGGAAAAAAACGAGUCGCAGAAAGAAGGUGUCGUCGAGCUCGGAGUCGUCUGGCGAAGACGAUGAAUCUGACCAUGGAGAGAAACCGACCAAGAACGAUUGUCAGAUGUACAUGUUCCAUCUGGUAUUUGUCAUGAACCCACCAGUCAUUGAGUACAAUCACCGAAUUGACGAGAUGUUUCACUAUAUUGUGAGUCGGAUGGCUCUUUUAUUGAGGUACGAACAGCAAAAGUCCAAUUACGUGUGGAACCAGUCAAAACUGAUUCUCGAUCUCAGGGAAGAGUUUUCGUCUUUUCCUUUGAACGAGCAGUGGAAGAAAAUUACCGAAAAGUCAUCCUUGGCACGAAUGAUGGCUCAGACGUUCAAGGCAGUCUCAAACUCGGAAAUCAUCAACAUCGAAAUUAACAAUAAAAUGCGGUCGUUCCAGAUCCCCAUUCGCACAGAAUUCAGCUCUCUGCCGCCCCGCCAUACACAGCUCCUGCCUGGGUCCACUCUAUCGUCUACCUCGCCCUUUAAUUCUUUAGGGCCUGAUUUGCACAGCAGUGCGCAAACCAAUGACGAUAACAUGAUACACUACGCCCUGAUCAUGCUUGAUGAUCCCGAAUCGGUCAUUAGAGACAUCCAAGCCGAAAGACACUCUUUAAUCGCUAAUUUCAUUCGCAUGAUCAAGCCAAGCGAAAGCUUGUCUAGGUUGGCGACCCUCAGCGGUCUGGAUAUCGCAGAGGUAAAGCUGUUUGCCAACCAUUUGGUGUACUGGAGAAGAGCCAAGGCCUUCUUGCCAUUGAGUCCUAGAAACGUUUACAUUGUAUCCCCUCUGGCACCGUUGUCUGAUGUUUACAAGGAUUCAAACCUGUUUAAACAGCACUUUCCAAAUCUGCCACCAUUGGCCAAUUUUCUGUCGCUGAUCUCCUCGUCGUCCUCAAAACCAAGACCGAUUAACACCAUCAUCCCAAGCAAGGAUCACAGAGACUUGUACUUGGAUGCCGUUGCUUGGUUACUAAGACAUGGUUACAUAACCCAGCUGCAGACAUUCCUCUAUUUGCGAAUCACGAAGGAGGUGAAAAUAAAGGUUGAAGAAGAGUUGGAGAUGGAGCGAAAAAACAAAAAGAACAAGCACGAGGGCGACGACUCAUCUUCUGAAGAUGAAGAUGACAGUAAGGUGGCUUCGACAGAUAACACCACCAAAAAGAGAGAGCAGACAUCGUUGCCGUACUCUAUCUCGGGAUCAGCAGGUUCUGAUCUCAAUCUCGAGUCUCAAUCCAAAUUGCCAGGAACGGUCUAUUUUGAGGAAGAAGAGGAGGAAGACACUAUUCUUUUAGACCCGCAGAGUGCCACUGCUCAGGAACGUCGCUGGAUAGCCAAGUGCGUUGAGGGCCAGCCGCUAGAGGUGAUCAACCUAUUCUACAAGCUGCUCAAGUACAUGAACGGAAAGACGUCAUUGGAGCUAUUGAUGGUGAAGGAGAACAUUAGUCGUCAGGAUGUGCGCAAACUUCUAGUCGCUCUGGACAAGCAUGUCACAACUGUAAGACAUUGGUGA